AUGACUACCCAGACCAGCACAUGGACUGCCUACCCGUCUCCAUCGCACACCUCCGGCUCCUGGUCUAGCUCCAUCCCAGUCGUGCCAGUCAGCCAAAGCUCGCCAGUCAGCCCUGCUAUUGCUUCCACACCGGUCCCCACCUCGCAAGGUUCUUGCCCAUCAGCUGGCGCUGUAUGCCACUGCCCCGUCGUCCCAGUCCUAGGUACCGUGACCGUGACCAAGACAAUCUACAGCAGCAUGCAAGCUCAACCCACCACGACCAUCCCAGCCGGCCCCCAGACAACUGAAACGGUCACUGUCACUCUCGGCAACGGCAUGACUACCUGCAUCACAAUGACCUACCCCACCGGCCCAACGCCAGUCGGUCCUAGCAACGGAGGUCACGGUGGCCACGGCAGCUGGUCCCAGCCUUGGUACCCAGUCAGCGGCAGCACUACUUCCUCCGGCCCAGCACCAUCCGGCACUGGUGUCUCCAGCAAGCCGUCCGGCGCUUGGGGAACUGGCAGCAAGACUUCCAGUAUGCCUACUGGCUACCUCUUCGACUGCGAGCAGCUCAAGCUCGAGCAUCUGGUCUUCUACCUCUACUUCGACCAAGCCAGCUACCUCUUCCAGUGUGAGCACUUCCUCCAAAGCUACUCCAUCGUCCACCAGCGGCUUAAGCUCGACCGAGAGUUGGUGGGCUAA
Recurvomyces mirabilis is the source of this 684-nucleotide messenger RNA. RefSeq lists its product as uncharacterized. The transcript has 2 exons. The coding region runs from base 1 to 684 and encodes 227 amino acids. The record is from RefSeq and is a predicted model, not a curated record. NCBI's taxonomy places the organism in Eukaryota, Fungi, Ascomycota, Dothideomycetes, Mycosphaerellales, Teratosphaeriaceae.